AUGGAAGGUGGUGGAAGGUGUGCGUGUUUGCUCCAGCAGGGACCUGGUGUAGCACAAGGCCUCGCUACACAAUUUUCGCGGUUUUUAAAUCGCCUCGUAUCCCCGGCGAUUUCAUUCCUUUCUUCAUCUCUUCUCUCCUCACUCCGACCGAUCGUCAUCGACUCCUGCGAAGGCUCCAGCCAUUGGUCCGUUGAAGGCUCAGGUGUGGUGGUCUCGGAGCCCGAGGAAUAUGCUGUGUUGCACUCGGCGUCUGCCGGACACAUCGUCGUCGCCCUCGGUGGUGCAAUUCGACCAUGGCACAUAGGCUUCUUGUACAGCCGGUCCCAAUGCGUUAUAUCCACGAUUAGAGGGUGUAAUAUUUCGGCAUGGAAGCAGGUCACCUUCGGAAUGGUGGUCGCGGAGGCAGCUCUCGAGUGGAGGUUCGACAUGAGCCCGAGGUUCAACGAACAUAGACGAAGAAGUCCGGUGAAGGGCUCACAUCUGCUGCAGAUCACGUUGGCCAGAGCCGUCAACACAACCGAGGCCGGCAUCCUGGGACAACCUCCGUCUCUUACAGAUAAGAAGGCCUCUGGAAUGGAUCAGUUCGAGGUGCAUCGUCUCGACUCAGAAUGCAUUCGCGGACGCACGGUCUGUUGA
Molecule: messenger RNA, 636 nt
Organism: Aspergillus mulundensis
Lineage: Eukaryota; Fungi; Ascomycota; Eurotiomycetes; Eurotiales; Aspergillaceae
Exons: 2
Coding region: 1-636 (211 amino acids)
Source: RefSeq, a predicted model, not a curated record